ACUUAAGCAUUUAUUCCACUGGGAUAGAAGCGGCAGGAGCAGCGUUGGCACCGGCGAACCAUGGCUGGGAUUUUCUAUUUCGCCCUAUUUUCGUGUCUCUUCGGGAUUUGCGACGCUGUCACAGGUUCCAGGGUGUACCCCGCGAAUGAAGUUACCUUAUUGGAUUCCAGAUCUGUUCAGGGAGAACUUGGGUGGAUAGCAAGCCCUCUGGAAGGAGGGUGGGAGGAAGUGAGUAUCAUGGAUGAAAAAAAUACACCAAUCCGAACCUACCAAGUGUGCAAUGUGAUGGAACCCAGCCAGAAUAACUGGCUACGAACUGAUUGGAUCACCCGAGAAGGGGCUCAGAGGGUGUAUAUUGAGAUUAAAUUCACCUUGAGGGACUGCAAUAGUCUUCCGGGCGUCAUGGGGACUUGCAAGGAGACGUUUAACCUGUACUACUAUGAAUCAGACAACGACAAAGAGCGUUUCAUCAGAGAGAACCAGUUUGUCAAAAUUGACACCAUUGCUGCUGAUGAGAGCUUCACCCAAGUGGACAUUGGUGACAGAAUCAUGAAGCUGAACACCGAGAUCCGGGAUGUAGGGCCAUUAAGCAAAAAGGGGUUUUACCUGGCUUUUCAGGAUGUGGGGGCCUGCAUCGCCCUGGUCUCAGUCCGUGUGUUCUAUAAAAAGUGUCCACUCACAGUCCGCAAUCUGGCCCAGUUUCCUGACACCAUCACAGGGGCUGAUACGUCUUCCCUGGUGGAAGUUCGAGGCUCAUGUGUCAACAACUCAGAAGAGAAGGAUGUGCCAAAAAUGUACUGUGGGGCAGAUGGUGAAUGGCUGGUACCCAUUGGCAACUGCCUAUGCAACGCUGGGCAUGAGGAGCGGAGCGGAGAAUGCCAAGGAAAGAGAAACUUCCUUUGAACGAGCGAAAAGUGACUUGUGGGUAGGACAAGAAAGAGGGUGUAAAGAAAGCUUAAGAAGGAAUAUAAAGGAAAACUGGCCAAGUCUUCAGAACUCUGGCAGCAGGUUCCUCCCCAAUUGUCUUUUCAAUGGUUCUACUGUGGCAGGACAAAUAGAAGAACAGGUGAAAGGUCACCUACUUCCUCAUCCAUCUUCCUUGGGGUCCAGGAGGUCAGAGGGAAGAUUGAUUAAGAUCUUAAAUGUUUGACAAAGGAUCCUUGGGCAAAAAUGGGCAGGGCGGGCGGGGGCCUGGGGUGUGCUGUUGUUUGACUCUAACCCUGAUCAUCCACUGAGUCGUCAAAGGACCUUGGGGACAGAACUACACUUCCUCUUGCAGUUCCUACCCCCAGCAGUACAUGCUAAUGGAGAGGAAGGAUGAGGGCAGGGGGAUGGUAGCUUUGCCCUCUGAAGCAGCCGCAAGUUCAUUCUGCUCUUGAAUAACAUUUUCUGAAAUGAUUUGGCUUGGUCUCAGUAGAACAACAAUGUGUGUGAGCUACUUACCCAUCUUCUUAAGGAGAAUGUAUCCCAGGAGUUAGCAGCCCUUUGAACUUGCCUAGUGAUUGGAUGCAGAGGAUAAUAUAAUGAUUCUAGUUAGUCCUGCUUCCAGGCCACAUCAGACUGUUGGAAAAAGGAAACAAAAUCCACUUCAGACAUCUCCUUCCGGACAGACAUACCCCUAAUGAAGAAAUGUUCCAGAUGUUUUACAGGACUGUUUUCAUCACUUUAGAAAUAGUAAGCAGAAGGAAGAGAGGAAAAUAUUCCAUUAAAUUUUUUUAAAUUUAUUUUUUAUUAUUUGUUUUUUAACAUAAGAGAUGAAGUCUCACUCUGUUGCCUAGGCUGGUCUUGAACUCCUGGCCUCAAGUGAUCCUACCUCAGCCUCUAAAAGUGCUGGGAUUACAGGUGUGAGCCACCUCACCCAGCCAAAAAGAUUCGUUAUUAGCGUAUUUUUUGCUUAAUUAAAAAGCUGAAAAAUGAAAGGAGAGCUCCAGAUUUUCUCUUUGGGAAAUAUUAAUCAGCAGUUUUCAGAGCAUACAUAUAAAAAAUAAUACCAAUAAAAACAUUCUUUUGGAGUCACUCUUAAGGCCAAUUACAACUAUGACAAAAUUAAGCUAGGUAAGAAUCAAGCCUUGCAGAAGUAUACAAUUUUGUUGUAUAUUGAGGUCAUCAGUAUUAAAAUGUACUCAUAUCAACAAAAGGUAUCAUAUUAAAAGCUUUUUAAAGAAAGAACAAGAUAGAACUGUUCCAACGGUUUUAAAAUAAACAGACUUGUGCUCUGAAAAGAGGAUGAGAGCUAUGUCAAAAAAAUGAUUACUUUCUUUUUUCAACUAUACUAUAGAAGGAGCUUAGGAGAAAGAAGUAAUGGAAAGGAAAUAUUUAAAAUCUAGUUCACAGAGAUGCUCCUUCCAUAUCCUUUGCACUGUUGAAAUUUUUCCUCUACCUUUGAAUCGUAUCAUUAAGAAUCAAUUGCUUGAAUCACAUGGCUGCUUUUAUCUUCGGCUUUGAAGCAUGGCUGUGAUCAUUGAAAAAAUGUAAUUCUUUAUCUAUAAGAGAGCAGCGUUUAAUUAUUGUCCUUUUUCUGAUAUACUUUUUUUUUCCUCUUUGUGUGACCAGGCUGCCUUUGCGAGUGUGAAUCAUGCAAUAGUCUCUAUUUGGGGUUCACCAAAGCAUCACAUAGAAAUUAUCUCAGUUAGGGAUUUUUGAAUAUGGUAUUCAAGAUUUGAUGACUUAUUUUAGUCUAACUGAGCUUCCUUGUAUCUUUCAGAAAUGAAUUAAGACAUAAUUAUUCUGUUAAGAUUUGAGCCUCUAGGAAAAAGCCUUCUUAAGUGGUUUUUCAGUUACUGCUGUGCAAAGCAGGGGUGGUCAGGAUAGAAGUUUGACUUUCACAUAACUGAAUUUUACUAGUUAAUGGCGGCGGGGGGGAACGGGUAAUUGGUAAAUUUAACAUUAGGGAAGGACUGCAUGCUUGUCAGAUAAAUUUCUCAUAUAGAAUUACAUAAAGUAAAAAUUGUAAGUCUACCAUUCCCUGCCCACACACACACACCCACACCCACCCAUACAUACACACACACACAGUUUUCAAAAGCUUACUCCAACAUUUUACAAGUUACCAUUUUUCACAAUUUGGCAGGCAACUCAAAUAUAGCCAUAUACAUGUAUUUUUAAAAUAAUAGGUGGAAUCAUCCUUGUAAUUGUCAUCCUGUUUUUAUGAUGCUUGACUGUCAUAGGUAUCACUGUAUAUUAGAGAAUAUAGCUUUUCUUAAUUCUCCUUCAUUGAAGAUGAAUAUUCUGUAGUAUAAGUAUACCAUGCUUUAUUUAAUCUUUUCGUUAUUGGUAGCUCUCUAGGUUGUCUCAGUAUUUCCUAGUAAUAUUUUUAAACUAACACUUUAAUGUGUAAUCAUACAUGUAUAUUUUUGUUAAAACAUUGAAUGAUUAACCUUGCUUUGCUAUUUUUCUGCCUUUAUCUUGGACAUAUGAAUUUAGUAGAACUUCCUUAUGAGAAUGUCAGUGGGGGGAGCAUUAGGCAUAACCAAAGUAGUAACAUCGAUUAUUUGGUGGAGUUAUGUUUCACGGAAUCAAUAUGAUAUGUUAAAAUCUUUGCAUGUGACUAAUGUAUUAAUGAGGUCCUUGUUCAUGAUUUCUCCUCAAUUGGGUCCUUUUUAAAUCGUGUUUAUGAAUCUUCUUUACAUCUGAACCUUCAAAAUUCUCUGCAGCACAUGAAGUUAAUAUACAGUUAGCACAAAAUGGCCAAGAACUGCCUUUGGAGUUGAGCCACUUAAUCAGAUGUGCAAUCGUAGACACUAACUUAGCUUCCCUAAACUCAAGUUCACGUUUGCAAAUUGGUGGCAAUAGUAUCUUAUUAUAUAUGACACACAUAUAUGCAUGAAUGUAUAAAGGGCCUGGCACAGUGCCUAGAAUCAUUAAAAUGCUUAGAAAGUGAAAAUUGUUACUCUUAUUUUUAUUGUUGUUAGAUAGAAAUAUGGUGACAAUAUGAGCUGUUUGAUCAAUCCAACAAAGAAACCAUUUCAUUUAGGUUCUAGAGUAGAGAGUUUUUUGUUUGGUUGGUUUUGAUCUUUUGAGGAGGCAAUGGUGACAAAUACAGGGAAGAGUGAAGGGAUGGUACCAAAUGGCUGGUCUUGUCUACAUUGAUCCAAUCCUCUGUGCCCCAAGUCACUGUGGUUCUCCAUGUGGUCCAGCUAUGUUCCCCAAGACCCUUUCAUGUGGUCUGCAAGGUCAAAACUUUCUUAAUAACACUAAGAUGUUAUUUGCCUUUUUUUCUAAUUCUCUCAUGAGUGAACAGUGGAGUUUUCCAGAAGCUAACUGAUGUAUGAUAAUGUUAUUAAGUUGAAUACAGAAGCAAAUACAGUGAUCCCCUUUAACUUUGGAGGAUAUGUUCCAAGACCCUCAAUAGAUGCUGAAAGCUCAAAUAGUACCAAACCCUUAUACAUUAUGUUUUUUUCCUAUACAUAUGUACCUAUGCUAAAGUUUAAGUUAUAGAUUAAGCACAGUAAGAGAAUGCCAACAACAAUAAUAAAAUAGAACAAUUAUAACAAUAUAUCUUAAUAAAAAUUAUAUGAAUAUAGCCUCUAUCGUUUUCUCUAUCCCGUUCUCAAAAAUAUCUUACUGUACUGUACCUUCGGUAGGCAAAACCACAGAAAGCCAAAUCAUGGAUAUGAGGAGACUACUGUAAAAGAAUCUGGUUGUCCUCUAUUAAGCCAGACAUUCAAGAAUAGGAAAAAAAAAAGUAGUGUCUGGGCGCAGUGGCUCGCGCCUGUAAUCCCAGCACUUUGGGAGGCUGAGGCAGGUGGAUCAGGAGGUCAGGAGUUUAAGACCAGCCUGACCAAUAUGUUGAAACCCCAUCUCUACUAAAAAAAAAAAAAAAAAAAAAUACAAAAAUUAGCUGGGCAUGGUGGUGUGAGCCUGUAGUUCCAGCUACUCAGUAGGCUGAGCCAGGAGAAUCAUUUGAACCCGGGAGGUGGAGGUUGUAUUGAACCAAGAUCUCACCACUGCACUGCAGCCUGGGCGAUACAGCGAGACUGUCUCAAAAAAGAAAGAAAGAAAGUAGUAAAACAAUGUCACUUUUCUCACUAAGUUUACUUUUGUUUUGGACAACAGUGUUUAAAAUAUGCUAUUUGUGUUAACAUGUAAUGCAUUAAUUGUUAUUUUUCAAUGAAUUAAAAAUAAUUUAAAAAUUUAUUUUUCAGUUUCAAUUUGUAUUGGUAAAUAUUAGUAGUUAUAACUCACACACACGAAAACAUUCUCAAUAAUUUUUGAGAGUAUAAAAUGUUUGAGAGUUCGGUUCUGAGGCCGAAAAUGUUGAGAACCACUGCACCUAGUCCAUCACUUUUUAGUUUCUUCGGAAGGUAACACAGACUGCACUUCUGCAGGUCAUGGAGAGGCUUUAAAAAUGAAAAUGAAAUAAAGCUCUAAAAACUUUUUCAUAAUCUGGGAGACUUAGGUAGUUUAGAAGAAUGACAUUUUAUUUACUCAACCCUUUAGACGUUUCUAUAAAAUUAGGCAGCAAUUUAUAGCUCUUGGCUUUUUAAAAACUGGUUAUCUGUGUCCAAUAACAUGGCUCAGUGCUCCCUUUAGUUUUACUGUGCUCGUGAGAAGGAAUGAUUAAAGAAGGCCUCAGCUGUCCCCUGGACCCCGAGAGACUGUAUCUUUUUCACUUAAGGCAUAAAAGCUUUCUCCCUGUAUCCUGUUACAGCUGGUACCUCUGAGCUGUUUUGGGGAGAACAGGUGAGGUCACUUGGUUCCAUGAUCUGGAGGGUGAUUAAGAAUCCCAUGACUAAAUGAACAUUUUAUGAAUAUUCAGGGUCUAUUUCUUUUUCCUGGGAAACACACAUGUUGGUACUGCUUACAACUCCCUUUGGAGACCCCAGCCUUUUCUGGGUGAAUGCAGGUCGUCAGCUGUCUGCCCAGCCCUGCAGUUCCAGGCAGCAGAUUCUUCAUUUGCAUAUUCUGUAUUCGCCCUCAUGCAAAACAGCACACCCAUUUCCCCCUUUCACAAAGGCAAUGAGGGCUUCCUUUGGAAACCCCAGCCAAAAUCUCCUUCUGUUUAUGCAGAGCCCAGUGAUUCAGACACCAUGCAAAUUAAUUCGGUUUUGAUUUGAAUGCUUCCAGAGAUCAGGGGUGGGAGGCAGAGAGGAGACUAUUUGCACAGGGCUCUUUUUAUGCACCCUCUGCCCCCAGUGUGGCUGGUUGUCACUCUCCGGCCCCCCUGCCCCAUGCAAAAUAACCCAAGUCCCUGCUGCUCAUUUCAUUCUGACCUUUGGAAAAGGAACCCAGCCUUGGUGAAUCCCUUGGCUUGUCUGUUUAGUGACAGCUUCAGCUGGAAUCUUGCUGUUCUUUCUGAGGUGGGAGGGGAUGGCACUAUUCAGAUUAUGCUAGGAAUGUUCAGAAGUGUCCCAACAAAGGGCUUUAAAAAAUUGUAAAGUAAAAGAUACAAUUCUUUGAAAAAGAAUUGUCAGAGCUCAGGAAGUUCUGAAAAUAGGCCUUAGGUCACUAAUGGGCUGGAGUCCAUUCAUGCCAUCAGUGAGUAGAUGUUUAAAGUCUAUGACGUACAAAUCACCACUGGGAUUUUCAUCUGUGUUUCUUCAUCUAUGAACGAAUACAUCAAUCUUCAUACCUAGAAUCACAAUUAAGAUUUCAUAUUUUCACUUACGUCCCCAGAUAAAAUUCUUUAAAAUGUGUAUUGACUAUAAUUCUGUUUCUUAUUAUAUUUGUGGAUUCACUUUUGGUUGAAUAUUGUCUUUUGUUUCUGUCUCCCUCCUCCCCACUCCCCCCAGUGUCUCCAAAUUUACUUAUUUUUUAACCUUACCUUUAUUCCUUUUAGAAUGGGAAGGCAAGCGUACUGCAUAUUUUACCCAACAAACUUAACUCUGGUUGAAACCAGCACUGUCUUCUGAAAGGCCACGAUCAUAUAUGCAUUCUAUAAACUAGAAGAAGAGGACUUUGCAUGAAAUGUUUUUGAAGUUCAAUUAGACUUGAGUUCAAACUAAUUUCACAGAGCAGAAAACGGGCAUAGCUAGACGUUGCAGUCUAAUUAAGUAAAAGCAAGGUCAGUUAAAACAACAUCUAAACGUGGAAGAGCUUUGGUUUUGCUCCACAUGGUCUGACAAAGUUUGAUGAUGCUGUUCAAAGUCCAUUUGGGAUGGAUUAUUAGGAUUAAAGAGCAGCAGAAUGCUCUCUCUACAUGGUGUGUUCCCUGGUGUCAUUAGCGGAUGAGAAAAUUCAGCUGCUUAUCUGGCUCUUGUUUCUCAGGAUGGAUUUAAACAGACCCACACUUCUCAAAGGUGAUCUUACUAACCUCUUCUUAAUAAGUUACAGAUCUCAAAUUGCUCAAAAUCCUUAAAAUACCAUUUGAAGUAAGUUGAUUGAUAAUUAUCAUUUCCCUUCCGUUUACAGAUAUUUUCUGCACCAGUACAAAGCUGUGGUACAGUUUCUUAAUUACCCAGAUAAUCCUGUUUGCUUGUAUUUUUAAACUAUGAAGUGCUGGGUAAUUAUUCAAUUCUUAAUAGAAGGCAAAUGGCAAUGUAAACAAUAAUUAGGAUGUUAGACUAAUGCGCUUCAAAGCAAAUUGGAUUUUUUUCAUACUGUUCAGCAUGAAGUCCCAUAAAGCUAACAAUUUAGAAGCAAGGCGAAAAAGGUUCCAUGUUGUUCAUAUUUUAUGGCGUUAUCUCUUCAUGGCUUGUUUCUGUGAAUAGCAGUUUGCCCCAAUGAAGCUGCCUGUGCCCAAGCCAAAUGUUUCUGUAACAAUCGCUUCCCUGCUGUUUGACAUUUGGCUAUGUUCUCCCAGGGCUCCAGAUUGGGCCUUUGUCUGCUUCAGAUCU
This is a messenger RNA of Gorilla gorilla gorilla (western lowland gorilla), 7775 nucleotides long. RefSeq names its product EPH receptor A4 (gene EPHA4). Gene Ontology annotation, molecular function: ATP binding; transmembrane-ephrin receptor activity; protein binding. The transcript is spliced from 4 exons. Gene Ontology annotation, cellular component: dendrite; plasma membrane. Gene Ontology annotation, biological process: ephrin receptor signaling pathway; axon guidance; protein phosphorylation. Lineage: Eukaryota; Metazoa; Chordata; Mammalia; Primates; Hominidae. The coding region runs from base 61 to 903 and encodes 280 amino acids. The record is from RefSeq and is a predicted model, not a curated record.